Messenger RNA from Colletotrichum godetiae, 697 nucleotides. RefSeq lists its product as uncharacterized. NCBI's taxonomy places the organism in Eukaryota, Fungi, Ascomycota, Sordariomycetes, Glomerellales, Glomerellaceae. The transcript has a single exon. The record is from RefSeq and is a predicted model, not a curated record. The coding region runs from base 26 to 346 and encodes 106 amino acids.
AGUCCUGCCCGUCCGUCCACCAGGUAUGACUCUGAGAGAGAGGUGGUUGGUGAUGUACCUUUACGCCGGCCUCUACCUUACUUCACCAUCGUGUGCUAAUCAACAGAAUGCUAAUCGCUUUAUGAGGGUACAAGACAAGAAUUCACGAGCCAACGUGUCUGCCACGCAUCACGAAAUGAUGUACUCGAAUCCCCGCUUCUGUAUUCUAUUCAUGGCAACACGGAUUCCGACAAUCUGGGACGGCGUUUCCUCAGUAUUGAAGGGGCGAAAAGAAGGAGAAAUUUGUAGGGCACCACGCACCGUUCGACACAGAGUGGGCCCUGAUCGACCUUCAUUCACACGCUAGGUCUGACAGGCCACAUCCAAGCCUACCGUUUGUCUAAACCGUCCGUGGUAGGGAUAGGAUGGGGAUGGGAUGGAAGCCCGGGCCCGUUGCGGCUUCAAAUCCUACUGGCGGGAACGUAUCCCUCCUUCACCGUUGGUUGUGCAUUGACUGUUGGUUCGAGUCUUUCUUCGACAGCUACCUCAAUCCUCAAGUUAUGCUACCCAAGCCAGACUCUAUCACCUGGCUACGGUAGCCGGGCAGCAGUCUACCUUGACUAAAGUACUACGUGGAUGCACGCAAUGUCUGGUUAGUUCUCAUGUACGGAAUAGAGCUCAGAGGAGAAAAUACCCGAAUUUGAUACCAGUGACUCAG